GACCUGGGCUCCAUCUCCACCACUCUCCCCAAAUCUAUGGCCAAUUCCCUGUGGGACACCAGGGACAUCUCCUAUGCAGGAUGUGUGGCCCAGCUCUUAUUCUUUUUCUUUUUCAUGUCAGCUGAGUAUUUUCUUCUCACCAUUAUGGCCUAUGACCGCUACGUUGCCAUCUGCAAACCCCUGCACUACGGGACCCUCCUGGGCAGCAGAGCUUGUGUCCACAUGGCAGCAGCUGCCUGGGGCAGUGGGUUUCUCAAUGCUCUCCUGCACACAGCCAAUACAUUUUCCCUGCCCCUCUGCCAGGGCAAUGCCCUGGACCAGUUCUUCUGUGAAAUCCCCCAGAUCCUCAAGCUCUCCUGCUCAGACUACUACUUCAGGGAAGCUGGGCUUCUUGUGGUUAGUGUCUGUUUAGGCUUUGGUUGUUUUCUGUUCAUCCUGCUGUCCUAUGUUCAGAUCUUCAGGGCCGUGCUGAGGAUCCCCUCUGAGCAGGGACGGCACAAAGCCUUUUCCACGUGCCUCCCUCAUCUGUCUGUCAUCUCCCUGUUUCUCAGCACUGCCAUGUUUGCCUACCUCAAGCCCCCCUCCAUCUCCUCCCCAGCUCUAGACCUGGUGGUGGCAGUCCUGUACUCAGUGGUGCCUCCAUGGUAG
Chroicocephalus ridibundus (black-headed gull) is the source of this 648-nucleotide messenger RNA. RefSeq names its product olfactory receptor 14C36-like. Lineage: Eukaryota; Metazoa; Chordata; Aves; Charadriiformes; Laridae. Gene Ontology annotation, biological process: G protein-coupled receptor signaling pathway. The transcript is spliced from 2 exons. Gene Ontology annotation, molecular function: odorant binding; G protein-coupled receptor activity; olfactory receptor activity. Gene Ontology annotation, cellular component: membrane. The record is from RefSeq and is a predicted model, not a curated record. The annotation marks the transcript as partial.